AUGCCACCUCCAGGUCCGCCACCACCUGACCCAUCUUUAAAGCCAUGUCCACCACAAGGCACAUAUAAAUUCCCACCAAAGUCUCCUCAACCGUUGCCAUCAGUACCACCUUGCACAUGCCCGUGUCCAUCAGACCCAUCUCCAAGACAAGAGACACCAAAGAACGUAACCGUACCGGCGUUGUUUGUGUUUGGGGAUUCGCUUGUAGACACAGGAAAUAACAAUAAUGUAAGCACACCUCUCCGGUGUAAUUUUCGACCGUAUGGUAUCGAUUUCUUACAAGGUGUUCCCACUGGUCGGUACAGCGAUGGCAAAGUCCCUUCCGACUUUUUAGCGGAGUAUUUGGGGAUAAAAUCGGUCGUGCCAGCAUAUAUGGAUCCAAGAUUGCAACCAAAUGAUUUACUCAGCGGUGUAUGCUUUGCUUCGGGUGGUAGUGGUUACAUUCCUAUGACACCCACAUAUUUGAACGUGAUACCAAUGUUGAACCAAUUGACAUAUUUCCAACAAUACAUAUCGAGAGUGAGGAAGUUAGUAGGACAAGAAAAGAGCGAUCAUAUAAUAGCCAAUGGCUUAGCCAUUGUGUUCGCAGGUAGCAACGAUAUGGGCAUUACUUAUUAUGGUCCAGGUGGUCAAUGGGUCAAAGAUGAUAUCUACUCUUUUACCUCUAAUAUGGUUGAGUCUGCCACCAGUUUCGUCAUGCAAUUAUAUGGAUAUGGAGCAAGACAUAUAGGAGUGGCAGGAAUGACACCACUGGGAUGUAUACCAGCACAAAGAACUCUAAAAGGAGGUCCUCAUAGAAAAUGUGCUCAAGAUGUUAACUUCGCUGCUCAGAUUUUCAAUGCCAAACUCUCGGUUGCUUUAGAUCAUUUGGCUAAAACUCUACCGGAUUCUAAAUUGAUCUUCAUGGACAUUUAUUCUCCAUUCAGCCAGAUUCUAGAAAACCCCGCGGAUUACGGGUUUGAAGUGAUAAAUAGAGGGUGUUGUGGAACCGGACUAGUGGAAACAGGUCCACUUUGCAACCAAGAGACAUCAACUUUUCCAUCCAUCGCAAAGAUUAUAUGA
Molecule: messenger RNA, 1062 nt
Organism: Eruca vesicaria subsp. sativa (arugula)
Lineage: Eukaryota; Viridiplantae; Streptophyta; Magnoliopsida; Brassicales; Brassicaceae
Source: the annotation of a GenBank genome assembly